Molecule: messenger RNA, 1130 nt
Organism: Cynara cardunculus var. scolymus (artichoke)
Lineage: Eukaryota; Viridiplantae; Streptophyta; Magnoliopsida; Asterales; Asteraceae
Product: gibberellin 2-beta-dioxygenase 8-like
Exons: 3
Coding region: 1-1041 (346 amino acids)
Molecular function (GO): dioxygenase activity
Source: RefSeq, a predicted model, not a curated record
AUGAUUGAAUCCAAUCAGAACCCACCUCUCCUCCAUAACUACACUCAGCUCCUGAAACAGCUUCCAGUUGCUGAUCAUGGAGUUAACGUAAAACGACCGUUUGAUCACGGUGAAACGGAGAUCAUGCAAGAAUGUGAGCUUCCACUUGUGGAUCUUUGCCGUUUAUGGAGCGAGAACGAGGAGGAGCGGGCCUCUUGUGCUUCGGAGAUUUGUAAGGCUUCGGCUGAAUGGGGUUUCUUUCAGAUUGUUAACCAUGGAAUUGGUCUUGACCUUUUGAGGAAGAUGAGGAUGAAGCAAAUGGAGCUUUUUAAGGCACCAUUUGAGCGAAAAGCCUCUUCUGGGCUUCUUGAUAACUCGUAUAGAUGGGGAAACCGUACCGCUACUUGUCCCAACCAAUUAUCAUGGUGUGAAGCUUUUCAUGUUCCUCUUACAAAGAUUUCUGAUGGUGCUUGCUAUGGCGAAUUCAACUCUUUGAGAGAAGUGAUGCAGGAAUACGCGGGUGCAAUGCAAGAGCUCGCGAAAUCGAUAGCCGGAGUGUUGGUAACGAAUAUGGGGGUAAAACGAGGGUUGUGGGAAGACGACUGCAAUGCGGGCACGUGUUUCCUGCGGCUGAACCGAUAUCCACCGUGCCCGAUCUCUCCGGAGGUUUUCGGGCUCGUGCCGCAUACGGACAGCGAUUUCUUAACCAUUUUGCACCAAGAUGAACAUGUUGGUGGGCUUCAACUCAUGAAAGAUUCCAAAUGGGUGGCGGUGAAACCCAACCCUGAUGCCCUUGUUGUCAACAUCGGUGAUCUAUUUCAGGCCUGGAGCAACGACGUUUACAAGAGCGUGGAGCACAAAGUAACGGUAAAUAGGGAAGCCGAGAGACACUCGAUAGCCUAUUUCUUGUGCCCUUCUUACGAGUCGUUCAUUGGUUGUUGCAAAGAAGAAAGUUCGAUUUAUAAAAAGUUCACGUUUGGAGAAUACCGAAGCCAGAUUCAGCACGACGUUAAAGACUACGGACACAAAGUUGGCCUUCCAAGAUUUCUUGUUUCUACUUGAGACAGAUCGGCCCGCAAAUCUGAUAGCACCACUUGAGGUCCGUUUCAUCGGGUGGUUAGAACAUCGUCUUUUCAUGUCGAAGACACGGG